AUGUCGGGUCCACACAGCGCCAGUCGACAGACUGGCCACGAACCUCACCUCACACCUCGUGCCGCUCCGCACUCGUCUUCCCAUUCGUCGUCCCAUUCUUCUUCUCAUUCUUCUUUUGGAGCGUUUGCUUCUUCGUCUCUGAGUCGGCUCGCCUCUCUCAUCGCGACGGCGCCUCUGCCGCCCGAUUUGCGCGCGGAUCUUCCCGCAGACGCAAACGUGGAAAAACUGGCGAGCCCCGAGAGGCAGCGCGAACUGCAGAGCGUUCUCGAGGAGACCGUGCGGAGACAAGUCGCCCUCGCGCAGGCCGAGAACGGCGUCUUGUCUCCAAACGUCUCCGAUCCGCAAGCAACGCUCGCGCACAGACAGCAGGUGUAUGGACACCUCAUGCGCGAGCUCGCUGCUUCGCCUUCGCCACGCGCGGCGGCGGCGCUGCCUGCCUUGGUUCCCCGUCUCGAGCGUCUGCUGUCUCCGGUGUCUCCGCAAUCUCCGGCCCCGCUGAAGCGCCCCGAGGCGAUUUUGCAGCUCCUGCUGCAUCUUGCGGAACUGCGGAGUUCUGCGCGGCGCGCGGCGCAAAAGGUCCAGAGACCAGUUGCCUCGCCGAGAGUUCCCACGACGCCUGCGGCGUCAACGCCGCGCAGUAUCCGGUGCGAUAGCAUUUCCAGUGUCCACACAGGAAGCACUGUUUCCUUCCCUCUGGGCAGACAAGGCUCUCGGCGCCUGGCGGGCGAAGGAAGCGAGGCGGAACUCAGAGAAAGAACGCGCCUCGGCGCAGGAGCAUCCCCAAACGGCGACCGACGGGAAGCGCCGGUCGAAGAGGACGAGAAAGAGUCUCCGCAUGAACUCGGCCUCGUCUACGAUUUGUCCGGCGUCUCGGAAGUCGCUCUUCUGCGCGACAUCGUCUACACCCUGCAAGGUGUCGAUGGCGUCCACAUCGUUUUCGACGAGACUCUUCAGACCUAUCUUCUCUCGCCCAAGGUUCGGGCCUCGAACAGUUUGCGUGCUCUCGUCUCGCAUCUCGCCGGCGUCGGCACCCUCUAUCGGCGUCUCGUCCACGCUCUCCAAGACCCGCCAAAGGGAGGAAGCGAGACAGGCCUCGAGGGCCAGAGCGUCGUGGCGCAGGCUCUCCGGCAAUGCAUGCACGAACAGAUCCAAGAGUAUCAUAAACUCGUCGCCGCUGUCGAGCAAGAUGUUCUUCGGUCCGCUGAAAACGGAGCUUGGAGCAGCAUCACACUCCGCAGAUUCGCCGUCUGGCUGCAAGAGCCUUUUUGUCGCAUGCGUGCUCUCGCGGCUCUCGCCGAAGAAGCAAAAGGACUGAAAGGCGGUCCUCUCCUGUCCACCAUUUACGCGCACAGCCUGCGAGGAGACCCCGAGCUCCGCGUCCUCAUGCUGCACAUGCUGAAACGCGCCGCAGCGCCUGUUACCGACAUGAUUCACGCUUGGAUUGACCACGGCGAACUCCGAGACUCCGCCGGCGAGUUCUUCGUGGCGCAGCGACUCCCAUGUGCGGUCGAGGAGCUCUGGGAGAAACGGUACUUUGUUAGCGUCGAUCGCAUUCCGUUCUUCUUCCCGCCUUCUCUCGCGGCGGAGAUUCUGCGAGUCGGAAAAAGUCUCAACUUUUUGAAGCUGUGUUUGGACACCGCAGACGAGGCCGAGGCAGGCGAUCUGCGCUUUUCCGCGCUUUCGACUGUCUCCAGAUCGCGCGUCGCCUUUGCUGGCGACCGCGAGAGCCGCCGGCGCCUGCCGCCGACAGUUGAGCGGGAACUUUUGCAGCAUCCCGAGGAGCUUGCCUGGCAGAGCCUCUCGCAUAGCAUGCGCCGGGAGUCUCAGGAAACCCGCGGAGGCGGCUCCGCGUCGCCCGCCCUCGACGGAGAACUCGCCUGGGUCGCCGAACUCAGAGAAAAGGUUCGCGUCUCGUCGGCCACGAAGAACAAACGAGUGGUGAAGACUUUGCUCGAACGGCAGCAACUGCUCUACUACCUCGAGGGGAUUCGAAAGUUUGUGCUUCUGGAGGAUGGCGAGUUUACGCGAAGUCUUUUGGAAGCGGCUGAAAGCCACGAAGAGCAGCGACGCCGCGCUCAGUCCGCCGGGGAUUUUCAAGAUUUCGCUGCAGAAGGAAUCACGGCCCCCCCGGCCAUUCGCGUCGCUGUCGAAGCCGCCGCACGAGGCAGUGGAGCCGGCGCCGCGUUGUCGGCAUUGUGUCCGUCGCUUCUGCAUGCGCUGACCGUUCGUUUUCCACCUGCACCUGUUUCGCGCUCGGCUGAGGGUUCCGCAAGCGCCGCGCAGAUGUGGGAUGCGUUUUACCUGGACCUCAAGCUGGGGCCUUCACUCUCGAGUGUCUGUACACCCAGCGUGAUGGGGGCGUUCCACAAGAUGUUCUACUUGCAGUGGAGGCUGCAUCGAGCGGCGCACGCAGUGGCAGGCGCGUGGCUGCAGGGGCGUUCUCUGUAUCGUCUCCAGCAGACGCUCUCGCAGAGGAAAGGAAAGCUGCUGAGAGAAAAGAUGCAAAUUUCGCGGGCAGCUCGUCCCUUGGAGACGCCUCGGGCGGGGCCUUCCAAGCGAUGGUCGAGGACGCCGACGCCGGCUCGGGGCGAGCAUUCGCGGACAGAGCGCGAAGAGGCACGCGAACAGCCUUUUCUCUGGGAGAAACUCCGCGAAAAAGAAGAACACGAGCAACAAAACAUCACGCAGCAAAAGUGUCUCGGUCUCCUGAACGAAGUCGCUCAAGCAAUCUCCCAUCUCCAGGUGUAUCUCAUCGAGGACUUGCUCAACCCGACUUGGCGACGGAUGAUGCGCCUCCUCAUGGCAUGCAACGACUUCGACGAGCUCCUAGCCGUGCAUCACCAAUGCGUCGAGACGCUCUACGACGGGAUGUUCCUCUACGACGCCGAGACGCUUCAGACGCAGUUGCAGGCGCAGCAGAACGCGACGACGAGCGACUCUGGCCUGUCGAGCAGCGCAUGCAGCAACCCGAUUAUUAUGGCUCUCAUCCAGGAGCUUCUCUCCUUGGCCUCGCAGUUGACGGCAACCGCGCGAAAUCUGUUCAGUUCUUUGGAGGCAGCGAUGGAAGACCCCGACGAGGCGCGCGGACAGCGCGAGCGCGAAGCCGCUGCGGCCGGGGCGAGUCAGACGCUGUUGCAAAUCUCCCCGCGCGUGCGCGGCGUCCUCCUCGAGCUCCUGCGCCAGGUCGAGGUGAAACAGGCGCACGUGCGCUCGCGGGGAAGUGCAUGCGGCGCCGGCGGAACCGGCAAAGGCCUCGCGUUCGGCGACCGAGGAGACGCUCUGCGGGCUCUGCGUUGCUCUUUGGACUUCAAUGCGUUCUACGGCCACCAGGCUCAGCUGGCUGCGGGGAGUCCUCCGUCGGUGUUGCUCCCGUCGCUCUCUCCCGCCGUGUCUCCGGUGUCUCCUUACCACCCUGCAGGCGCUUCGGGGAAUCUCUCGUACCCGACGCUGCUGCGCCGCGCGCUUCCUGGCGUCGCCGCCGCGUUCCUCCCUGGCGUCGCGCCGACCGGCCGCGAGAACCCGCACCAAGUCCUCCUGCAGUUGCUGCUGAUCCACCAAAGGAGGCAGCAGGAAGCCGAGCAGCGGGGCUGUCUGCUCGAAGGCCCCGCCCGAGCGCACGCGGGCACAGACAACAGGUGGGGCGCAGCGCGCGAGAGCGAAAAAAGACAAGACGCAGAAGAGAGAGAAGAGACGGACGUCGACACGCCUCUCCUUCCGGAGAAGAUGCGUCAGCAGGAACAGAAACACCAAGCGUUCUUGAAGGGGCUGCCGUGGCUGUCGAACGCGGCAGACCUCUCGGAAAACGGGGUUUCGCGUCCAGGGCGGAGCGCGGGCGGCUCAGCGGCUGCGGCCGCGAAGGGUGGAGACGCCAGUCGAGGGGAAGGCGCGGAGUUUUCGGGUCAGGCGGGCGAGUCGGCGCUGGGGAGCGCGGCGGACGGCGGAUUCUUCUCCAGUCGCGAAAUCGCUUCCCCGAGUCUCCUCAUACGAACGCUCGACGCGGGAGGCGGCGCGAGGCACGCGAGCAAGGUCGCGGGUCGGGGCGACGAGGUGCGAGCGAGCGAGAGUCCAGGAUUCCAGAGGCGCUGCCUCGUCGCGGAGGGUCCGACGCGACCGCCGAGCGGAUCCGUGAGUCCUGACGCCGGCGUGGACUUGAGCCUCAAAGACGCACUGCGGUCGCCGCGCGCAGCCGCGGCCGCAGCCGCAGCCGCGCGGGGCUUGUUGCCUGCCGUUGCGCGCAAGGUCGACCUCUCGCAAGGACGGCGGGGAGGUGGAGAGUAG
Messenger RNA from Neospora caninum, 4278 nucleotides. Its product is annotated as putative Spc97 / Spc98 family domain-containing protein. Gene Ontology annotation, molecular function: microtubule minus-end binding; gamma-tubulin binding. The coding region runs from base 1 to 4278 and encodes 1425 amino acids. The transcript is spliced from 20 exons. Gene Ontology annotation, biological process: spindle assembly; mitotic cell cycle; cytoplasmic microtubule organization. The record is from RefSeq and is a predicted model, not a curated record. NCBI's taxonomy places the organism in Eukaryota, Apicomplexa, Conoidasida, Eucoccidiorida, Sarcocystidae. Gene Ontology annotation, cellular component: equatorial microtubule organizing center; centrosome; gamma-tubulin small complex.